CAAUCCUUUGCACUAGUUUGCAUCAGGAAAAAUUUUCACUAGUCUUUCUCAAACUUUGCCUUGUGAAGCAAUGGCUCCAAGUUUUUCUGAUGAUAAAGAGUCACUCUUCAAUUUCGUGGUCCGAGAUGGCUAUGGUGUGAAGGGGGUGGUGGACAGGGGUCUAUCAACGGUACCACAGCAAUAUGUGCAACCCCCAGAAGAAAGAAUAGACAAGCUAAAAUCAACCCCCAGUGAAAACUCACCCAUUGAUUUGUCAAAACUAGAUGGUCCUGAUCAUGAUCGAGUGGCUGAGGAAAUUGUUAGAACAGCUGAGACUCUAGGGUUCUUCCAAGUUGUGAACCAUGGCGUACCAGUGGAGCUGCUUGAGUCCUUGAAGAUUGCAGCUCACAAGUUCUUUGGGCAGCCGCCUGAAAAGAAGGCUGCCUAUCGCAAGGGUGUGAGCCCUAGCCCGUUGGUGACGUAUGGGACAAGUUUCGCGCCAGAGAAAGAGAAGGCAUUGGAGUGGAAAGACUACGUCAGUAUGCUUUAUACUAAUGAUUCCGAAGCACUUAAAGUUUGGCCUGAAGAAUGCAAGGAUGUUGCACUGGAAUACCUAAGAACAUCAAUCAAGAUGGUGGAAAAGAUAUUGAAAAUUCUGAUGGAAAAGCUUGGAGUGACAGUGGAAGCUGCAAAAAUAGAUGCACUAAUUGGUUUCAAGAUGGUUAACAUGAACUUCUAUCCAACAUGUCCAAAUCCAGAGCUGACUGUUGGAGUGGGUCGUCAUUCUGAUAUGGGUACCCUCACCGUGUUGCUGCAAGAUGAAAUUGGUGGUCUUUAUGUCAAAGUGGAAGAGAACAUAGAUGGCAAGCAAAAAGGAGAGUGGCUGGAGAUCCCACCAAUUCCUGGUGCUUUAGUCAUUAAUGUUGGUGAUACCUUGCAGAUACUAAGCAAUGGAAGGUAUAAGAGUGCUGAACACAGGGUGCGUACAACAAGUGAGCAAUCGAGAGUAUCGAUCCCUGUUUUUACCAUCCCAAAUACGACAGAAAAGAUUGGGCCAUUGCGCCACCUUGUGGAACGUGAUGGUGUGGCUCUUUAUAGAGAAGUUGUGUUUGGAGAUUAUAUGAAAAAUUUCUUUGGCAAUGCCCAUGAAGGAAAGAAGUCUCUUGAUUUUGCGCGGAUCAAUUAGAUUUCUAUCUCUUCAAAUACUACUUGUGCUCUCUGCGCGCAACUAAGUUUCUAGUCGUGGUUGAAAAUAAAUCUAUGUCAAGUUUAUGUAUUAUGGAUGCUUAUGAAGAAAAAAGUAAUCUAUGUCAAGUUUAUGUAUUAUGGAUGCUUAUAAAGAAAAAAGUUUAUGUAUUA
Hevea brasiliensis (rubber tree) is the source of this 1338-nucleotide messenger RNA. RefSeq names its product scopoletin 8-hydroxylase. NCBI's taxonomy places the organism in Eukaryota, Viridiplantae, Streptophyta, Magnoliopsida, Malpighiales, Euphorbiaceae. Bases 71 to 1165 code for a protein of 364 amino acids. The transcript is spliced from 3 exons. The record is from RefSeq and is a predicted model, not a curated record.